Messenger RNA from Lodderomyces theae, 2718 nucleotides. RefSeq lists its product as uncharacterized. Gene Ontology annotation, molecular function: transcription cis-regulatory region binding. The transcript has a single exon. Bases 1 to 2718 code for a protein of 905 amino acids. Gene Ontology annotation, biological process: regulation of transcription by RNA polymerase II. Gene Ontology annotation, cellular component: nucleus. NCBI's taxonomy places the organism in Eukaryota, Fungi, Ascomycota, Pichiomycetes, Serinales, Debaryomycetaceae. The record is from RefSeq and is a predicted model, not a curated record.
AUGUUCAACAACAAUAAGCGACACAAACAACCACCACCACAACAACCACAACAACAACAACAACAACUAUCACAACUUCAACAGCAGCAGAAGAAGCAUCACAAUCAACUGGCCCUUGCUUCUGCUUCUUCGUCUUGUACAUCAAUCUCCACUAUAAUACAGCUGCAGCAGAAUCGUCUUGACCACAGUGACUUUCAUCUCAGUCCAUCGUCGCCUGAUUUAUACUACAACACCUGCACGAACAAAUACAACAAUACGAGUUGCAACAACAACACCAGUAGAAGAUCACACAACGUAUUUGCUGACGACGAGUCAAAUUUUAUACAAUCAAACAUAAGACGUAGCAUAUUUGCAUUUUUACAAAGCAUGGGGCAACAAAUAUCAAAGAGCAACAGCAGUGGCAGUGGCAGUGGCAGUGGCAGUGGCAAUAGCAGCAGCAAUACAGACCAAAGUAACACCAAGUUACCAUUAUCUUUUCACAGGAACAGAGAGCCACCAACAAGCAGCAAGUUAAAGGCACAAUUUUCUGUAUCCGAUCCACAAUCAGACACCGAGAAACCCCCACAGGCUAUACGGCAUGACCUUUCCAUAACUCCAACCACAUCACCACCGGAAGAUAAUCGCAACCAAUACCCAUCUGCGUUUUUCUUAAGUCCAGUCACAUCCAAUGAAUCGUACAAUUACUACUCGGAUGAUGCGUCCAUGAGCGACGCAUACCCUGACCUUGGACCACAUCAUCACCACCAUCAUGAUCUUAGUCAUCACCAUCAUCAUAAUUUACAUAGUCAAUCUCAACACCAGUUGUUGGAAGAUAGUGUCGUGCCUGAGUUGACCGAUGUGUCACCAGCAUCUUCCUAUGGCGAUGACGAAGCAAACAAAGAGGCAGAAAUGGGGAAGGUGGAGGCAGCAGUAGAAGGAGGGGCAGAUAUAUGUGUGGGUGGUAAAGGAACCAGGCCUAUCUCCAUUGAGGAGGAGGAGGAGGCUAUGCAACGCACAAGAGAGCAGCUUCCGCUGCUGCAGCUGCAACUUACAUCUAGAGAGACUCUUCACCCUCGUAUUCAGGAACAAGGAGAGAGAGAAGUGGAGGAGUUUUCACCAUUGUUGUCAUUACCUUUGGAAAUUCUUUUCAAAGUACUUGAAUACGUGUAUGUUGACACUGACAUAUCAUCGAUCAAUUCCAAUCUCGAGAAUUUUGCAAACACUGUGCCACUCUUGUCGAAAAAGUUUCAUCAAUUGUCACUUUGUUUUCUUUACAAGUAUACAAUUUUUAAUCGUCCGCAUUCAUUUGAGAAAUUUUUGCAUAAUUUAACAGCAAACAUUGUAAUUGGGAAAUACGUUGAGUUUAUGGAUUUCCAACAAUUUACAUCUAUUGGAUUGGGAAGGACGGGCAGAAUGAAUCAAGAGAUUCAAAUGGUUACUUCAAGAACCAUUGCACAUGCAUUGUCAAUGACGCCUAAUCUUGUUGAGUUUUUAGCGUCGGAAAACAUUCAGGAUGAUAUGGAUAUUUCCGUGUUGAAUAUUUUGUUCAACAAGUUGCCUCAUUUGAAAGCGUUGGAUUUCUGCGGUGCCAGUAGUGAAGCAUUUGCUCGUGCCUUCAAUCAAUUGACUAUUGAUGGACUGCUGUUGCCCAUCACAAAGUUGUCUUUACAUGAUUGCUCCAAUGUUUCACAAGAUGUGUUGAAUAAGAUUUUGACUAAUGCCGCCCAUUUAACUAGGUUGGAUUUGAAUCAUACGGCUAUAACCUCGUCCAUAUUGUUGAACUUGCCACAACAGAUCCGAUUGACGCAUUUGUCAUUAGCCAGAUGUUCGAAAUUGACAACUAAGGACUUGAUUCAUUUCUUGUCGGCGCAUCCAGCCAUUGCUAAUGGCUCUUUACAGUGGCUCAAUUUACAAAUUGAUUCCAAUGUCGUUAGUCCACUUUCAGAUGUUUAUUUGUUGUACACCUUGAAACAUUUGAAUGCACCAAAACUCAAGUAUUUAAAUAUUGGUGGAAUGCCAGUCAAUUCGAGAAUCUUGUAUGCCAUCAAAACAAAGUUCCCACAAUUGGUUAGUUUGAAUAUUAGUCAUGCGUUGCAGGUGACCCUUGAAGAGUUGAAUGGGUUUAUGCAAGAUAAUUUGGCCAUCAAGUACCUCGAUUUAACUGGGAUCAAGGCACUCAAUAAGAAUGUGGUUACUUUUUUGCGAGCCAAUUUCAAUAGUAAUCUAGAAGCUAUUGAGUUUGAUUAUAAGUCAUUAUAUGACUAUACUUCACGAGGCGACUGUUUCAGAGUACAGCCUCUACCAUUACUGCAACAACAACAGCAACAGCAGCAACAACAGCAGCAACAACAGCAGCAGCACUCGUCAUCGUCAGCAUCAUCAUUGCCCUCCAUUGCUACAUCUUACAUUGAUGAUUUUCUGACAUAUUCACCACCUCAAGUCUGGAAAUUUUACGACAAUGAAGGACGAAGAAGUUGGAUUUACAAAAUGGCAGAGGAAGAGUACCAGCGUGUCAUUACUCAAUCCAAUUUGGUGUAUUAUGACUUGGAAACGGGGCAAAAGAUUGUCACCAAGUUGAAAAAACCGCUGUUUUUGAAAUAUGCUGCACGUAAAGUCAAUUGUUCUAUUGGGUACUAUAAUUUGAAUGGGUACAAGGAUAAGAACUUUGUGGAGGAUUGUUGGCCAGUUGAGUUUAGUCAACGUGGGAUAUACAAUUACUAUUCAUUAAAUGUAAAGUAA